Messenger RNA from Aethalodelphis obliquidens (Pacific white-sided dolphin), 1706 nucleotides. It is a transcript of the gene FNDC4, whose product is annotated as fibronectin type III domain containing 4. The record is from RefSeq and is a predicted model, not a curated record. Gene Ontology annotation, molecular function: protein binding. Gene Ontology annotation, biological process: negative regulation of inflammatory response. Gene Ontology annotation, cellular component: extracellular region; plasma membrane. The transcript is spliced from 7 exons. Bases 435 to 1127 code for a protein of 230 amino acids. NCBI's taxonomy places the organism in Eukaryota, Metazoa, Chordata, Mammalia, Artiodactyla, Delphinidae.
GGGCGGGGCGGGCCCGCACGUCCCGGCCGGGCUGCGGCGGAGCGACGGGGGCCAGCUCUGCAGAAGGCGGCGGCUGGCUCGCCGGGACGGUCACAUCUGCUGCAGGGGCCGGCGGAGGCAGCCGCACCGCCUCCCGCCCCGGGGACCCAGGCCAGCCUCCGGGCCGCGCCGGCACCGCCCCCUGCUCUCGGACAGACUGCGCGGCCGGUCGGAGCUCGGGGGGCUUCGCAGCCCCGCGGCCCGCGCCCGCUACGCCUCCGCCCUCUGCCCGCAGCUCGGUCCAGCGCCGCCCGCCUCGCCGGGCCCGCGCCGGGAUGGGGUAGGGACAGCGCCACGGAGUCGGGCGAUGGGCCGCCCUCUGGGCACCGAGCAGCCCCCCGAGGCCUGAGCGACCGCGAGGACCGGCGGAGGACCCCCGCCUGGAUGUCAAACGGAUGCCCCAGUGCCUCCCAGAGGACUCGGUGGGGACCAUGGCUUCGCUAAUGCCCCUCUCUCCAUAUCUAAGCCCCACUGUCCUCCUGCUGGUCAGUUGUGACCUGGGCUUUGUACGAGCAGACCGGCCUCCCUCUCCUGUGAAUGUGACAGUCACUCACCUCAGAGCCAACUCGGCCACUGUGUCUUGGGACGUCCCAGAAGGCAACAUCGUCAUUGGCUACUCCAUUUCCCAGCAACGACAGAAUGGACCGGGGCAACGUGUGAUCCGGGAGGUGAACACCACCACUCGGGCCUGUGCCCUCUGGGGCCUGGCUGAAGACAGUGACUACACAGUGCAGGUCAGGAGCAUCGGCCUUCGGGGAGAAAGCCCCCCAGGGCCGCGGGUGCACUUCCGAACUCUCAAGGGUUCUGACCGGCUACCCUCAAACAGCUCGAGCCCAGGUGACAUCACAGUGGAGGGUCUGGAUGGAGAGCGACCUCUGCAGACGGGGGAAGUGGUCAUCAUUGUGGUGGUGUUGCUCAUGUGGGCUGCUGUAAUUGGGCUAUUCUGCCGUCAGUAUGACAUCAUCAAGGACAAUGACUCCAACAAUAACCCCAAGGAGAAGGGGAAGGGACCGGAACAGAGUCCUCAGGGAAGGCCAGUGGGGGCGAGACAGAAGAACUCACCCUCCAUCAACACCAUUGACGUAUGAGUGAAGAAACAGAACCAGAAGACAGAUGCACUAACAUCUUGGGGAUGGGGAUGGGGUCAGGGAGAGCCCAAGAUGGUGAUUUGCCCAAGACUGAAGGAUCCCACAGUCUCCCAGAGGGUAAUGACACUCCCACAAUCUCAGGCCUGGCAUCCAUUCUCUUUCCACUGUGAGCAGGGCCAGAAGGUAGGUCUGUUAGGGUCUGAGCCCCUGGACCUGGGGAGUGGAUAUCAGAUGGGAUAUGUCCUUCCAUCCCCCAGGUCCAGGAGAGAGUCACUUGUUCAACCCUAUCCCAUUAGGUCCCAAAUGGGGCCCCCAUUUCACCUGCAUCAGAAUCCUUGGCAUCCCCAGCUGCCCCCACAUCUUGCCUCUGGGUCUCAGAGAGGAGUGUUUCUGUGGGUACGCCACCUCCCCCAGCAAAUAAAAGGAAUUGUCUGGGCCUGGAGACAGAUGCUGCACUGCACUACUCCAAUGUCUUCCAUGGAGCCUCAGGUGCGCCCCCUCUCACCUGGCAGCCCCUUCAGCUGCUGGUGAUCUCACUCCUUGGACAUUUUUCCAAUAAAGUUUCUUGGACAAACUGGA